Messenger RNA from Alnus glutinosa, 1300 nucleotides. RefSeq lists its product as uncharacterized. The record is from RefSeq and is a predicted model, not a curated record. The transcript has a single exon. Lineage: Eukaryota; Viridiplantae; Streptophyta; Magnoliopsida; Fagales; Betulaceae. Bases 66 to 641 code for a protein of 191 amino acids.
ACUCAACUAAGUCAUCAACUUCCAAAAUCUUCGAGAAAUUAAUUACUUCGUAUUGUCUGUCAUAUAUGGCGCCACACGGAGAGGCUCUUGUCAGCUCCUACACUACUAGGAAGAACAACGACUUUUCCAAGCCGCCAAAACUGUCGUCCGACAACCUUCAACGAACGGUGUCGGACAUUUCGUACGAACUCAGCCAGGAAGGGAUCAUCGACUUAAACCUCCCGCCAAUCUCCGAAGUUGAAAACGCGAGGUGCGAGUGCUGCGGCAUGUGCGAGGAGUGCACGCCGGAGUACAUUGAGAAGGUGCGCGGGAAGUUCUUCGGGAAAUGGAUAUGUGGGCUGUGCACCGAGGCGGUGAAGGAAGAGGUGGAGAAAAAUGGAGGGAAGAGAGAGGAGGCUUUGAGUUCGCACAUGAUUGCAUGCGUAAGUUUUAACAAGUUCGGUAGGGCUUAUCCAGUUUUGUAUCAGGCCGAGGCCAUGAGAGAGAUGUUGAAGAAAAGCAAAUCAGGAAGGAGAGUGAGGGCCACGUCUAUUAGUCCAAGGGACAAAGGAGCGCAAAACAAGCCCGGCGGGAUCGCUCGGAGUUCAAGUUGCAUUCCGGCAAUUACAAGGGAGAUCAACGAUCUCGCCAUAGGCAAUUGAGUCCUCAUGCAAAAAGCCUUAAUAUAUAUAUAUAUAUAUAUAUAUAUCUCCGUUCCAACCUUUAAUUUUAAAGCCCAAUAGGAUUUUUCAUUAGCAAUAGAGAAGAAGCUAAUGUCUCUCCUUGAGCUUACACAUUAUUUCAUCAUCUCUAUUUAAUUGGUAGACCAACCUUUUCGUUGCCUUGCAAGGUUUUUUGGGUUAGUCCCAAGCUCAAAUCCGGAUCAUCAGCAAUUUGCAGCUCCUCAAAUUGUAAACAAUUCAGGCAAUAAAAUUGUUGAGAAUCUUUAUUUCCAGUUCUAUGCACUUUUUCAUCUCCGAGCUUUUGGACUCGUCUUUUAUGAGUUGAUCUCCGCCUAAAUAUCAGUUAUCCUCUAGGAGUUUCUUGGUUGGGUUCAGAUUCUCCUAUCUCUUGUACCUUCCAGGGUCAUGUACUAAUUAAAAGUGGUUCUAAAUCCUAAUAAUUAAUGUAUCUCACCCUUCAGGGUCUUUAUGGGUUUAAUUAGUUGUAAGAUGUUGUGAAGAGCUACCACCAUAUGGUCCUCACUCUUGUACUCUGACCUCAAGGUCUUUAUUUGUAAUUACCAGCCGUAUUUAAAGAGCUAGAAUCAUGUAUUUCUACAUAUUUACAGUUCUUCAAUAAUAUAGCCAUUUUACAUCUA